Epinephelus lanceolatus (giant grouper) is the source of this 2242-nucleotide messenger RNA. RefSeq names its product arg8-vasotocin receptor-like. Gene Ontology annotation, molecular function: vasopressin receptor activity; peptide binding. Gene Ontology annotation, cellular component: plasma membrane. Lineage: Eukaryota; Metazoa; Chordata; Actinopteri; Perciformes; Serranidae. The record is from RefSeq and is a predicted model, not a curated record. Gene Ontology annotation, biological process: cellular response to hormone stimulus; positive regulation of vasoconstriction; G protein-coupled receptor signaling pathway.
AGCUGCCGCGCGUCACGAGUGGAAACAUAAGCGUGGAUUUUAUUUUUGUCGGUGACUCCUGUCCGGUUCCCUCUCCGCGCGCCCCGGUGAUCCUCCCACACAUGUGGAGGUAACCUCAGAGUUUGACAGCCACUGUGUCUCCGGCGGUGACGGCAGCGCACCGGCGGGCAGCCAGCUCCGUGCGCCCGGAGGAGACGCGGCCAGCAUGCUGUGCGCCUGGCAGGACUCGUGGAACAUGACGGACACAAACUGCAGCGACGGGUUCAACUUGACGCAUCAGCCGCAGCCCGGCACCACCGCCGCCAUCAUCAUCGGGAGGAGGAACGACACCGACCCGUUCGGACGGAACGAGGAGGUGGCCAAACUCGAGAUCACCGUCCUGAGCCUCGCCUUCGUCGCGGCAGUGGUGGGCAACGUGAGCGUGCUGCUGGCCAUGUACAAGACCCGGCGGAAACCAUCGCGCAUGCACCUGUUCAUGAAGCACCUGAGCCUCGCGGACCUGGUGGUGGCCGUGUUCCAGGUGCUGCCGCAGCUCUGCUGGGAGAUCACCUUCCGCUUCUACGGCCCGGACUUCCUGUGCCGCAUCGUGAAGCACCUGCAGGUGCUCGGCAUGUUCGCCUCCACCUACAUGAUGGUGAUGAUGACCCUGGACCGCUACAUCGCCAUCUGCCACCCGCUGCAGACGCUCCAGCAGCCGAACCAGCGCGCGCACAUCAUGAUCGGCUCCACGUGGGCGUGCAGCCUGGUGCUCAGCACCCCGCAGUACUUCAUCUUCUCCCUGAGCGAGGUGCACCCCGGCUCGGGCGUCCACGACUGCUGGGCUCACUUCAUGGAGCCGUGGGGGCUGCGCGCCUACAUCACCUGGAUGACGGCGGGGAUCUUCCUCGUGCCCGUGGCCGUGCUCGUGUUCUGCUACGGACUCAUCUGCCGCACCAUCUGGAGGAACCUGAAAUAUAAGACCCGGACGAGGAGGACGGUGGCGGAGGCCAACAGGAGCGGGAUGCUGGGCCGGAGCUCCGUGAGCAGCGUCAGCACCAUCUCGCGCGCAAAAUUACGCACGGUGAAGAUGACUUUCGUGAUCGUGCUGGCGUACGUGGUGUGCUGGGCGCCUUUCUUCACCGUACAGAUGUGGUCAGUGUGGGACAAGACCUUCUCCUGGCACGACUCUGAGAACACCACGGUGACGCUCACCGCCCUGCUGGCCAGCCUCAACAGCUGCUGUAACCCCUGGAUCUACAUGAUCUUCAGCGGUCACCUCCUCUCCGACUUCGCCAGCAGCCUGCCGUGCUGGCGCUCGCUGAGGGGAAAGUUAGGCCACCGGGAUUCUGACAGCAGCAUCCGCCGCACCACGUUGCUGUCCCGCCUGCAGGGCCCGCGCCUCUCUGAGCCGUUCAGAGACCUCAACCCUCCUCCCAAAAACUGUCCACAGGUCCCAUCUGUGUCUUGACCGCUGGGAACACUGCUGUGUGUCUGAUUGGCUAAAACGACACAGAAAACAUGAGCUGGUCUCAAUCUGCUGGUUCGUAGCAGCGACGGAAGGUAUGACCUCAUCUGAGGGUGCGGUCACGCCUGCAGCUUGUUUUCUUUGGUCCGAUCCAGAGUGGAAACGUUUACUCUGUGGCAAAUAUUUGCUGUUUGUUUCUUAAGCUGUUGGAAAAGAGCUCUAAUCACUCUCAGUCUGCAGGGUCAGAGAAUUCAGGGGUUAAACAGAAACAAAUCCACUCACUUUAAACUCAAGUGUUUUCCAGCCUGGAUCCUCUCCUCACAUGUUUCUGUGUUUAAGAGACUGACGGGAACAAAAACGCUUGAAACUGGUCCAGUGCAGUGAUGUCAGUGUUGGUUCAUUAUGCUUUAAAUAGUCCGACACCCAUCAGCUGCUAACUAACCAGCUAAAAUGAUGUGAAAUACCAGACAAAUGUCCAUUUAAUGGGCGCUCCACUGACUCACUGACCAGCGUCGCAUUUCAAAGUCCUAUCUUUUUAGACGUGGCGACAAUUUGAUGUUUUGUGAUGUAAAUGUUUUGCCCAGCUAGCUGUGUUAACAUGAAAACAUAGUGCCCAGUGCCCACCCUCCAGUCUCCACUGGUUAGCUAACGUUAGCCUUGAACACUAUGCACUCACGCAGCCGGGUUGGGUGGGAGCUAACUAGCGGCGCCACAGCAAUACCAACCAUAAUGGUAUUGCUGCAGAAACAUGAGCUCCUUUUACACUGCCAGAUUUUCGGCGAAUGCUGCGAGCGUUUA